Messenger RNA from Arabidopsis lyrata subsp. lyrata, 1754 nucleotides. Its product is annotated as protein pleiotropic regulator PRL2. The record is from RefSeq and is a predicted model, not a curated record. The coding region runs from base 76 to 1515 and encodes 479 amino acids. Gene Ontology annotation, cellular component: Prp19 complex; precatalytic spliceosome; catalytic step 2 spliceosome. Gene Ontology annotation, molecular function: protein binding. Gene Ontology annotation, biological process: mRNA splicing, via spliceosome. The transcript is spliced from 17 exons. Lineage: Eukaryota; Viridiplantae; Streptophyta; Magnoliopsida; Brassicales; Brassicaceae.
UCGGAUAAAAUCCUAUUUCCCUCUCUUCUCUCCGUCUCUUUCGUUCUGAUUCUGAUUGUUCGUGUAAAACCCUAGAUGACGAUGCUAAGUUUGAGCACGGAAGUCGAUACUCAGUCACUGAAAAAACUCAGUCUCAAAUCUGUAACACGAGCUCGUGAACUUUUCUCCCCCGUCCAUGGCCAAUUUCCUCCUCCUGAUCCUGAAAGCAAAAGAAUUCGGCUCUGCCAUAAGAUUCAAGUUUCAUUUGGAGGCGUAGAACCUGCAAGUAAGCCUACACGUAGUGCUGAACAUAACAGUGAAAAGACGGCUCCAUCGAAUGCCCUUGCCCUUCCAGGUCCAGAAGGUUCCAAGGAACUUCGAAAAGGCACAACAGAGAAAGCUUUAGUUGUUGGUCCAACUUUACCGUCAAGAGACUUGAACAAUACUGGUAAUCCAGGCAAAAGCACGGCCAUUCUUCCUGCAUCUGGAUCCUUUUCUGAAAGAAAUCUGUCAACUGCUGCUUUAAUGGAGAGAAUGCCUAGUAGAUGGCCUCGUCCAGAGUGGCAUGCACCAUGGAAGAAUUACAGGGUGAUCCAGGGACACUUGGGUUGGGUCAGAUCUGUUGCGUUUGACCCAAGUAAUGAAUGGUUUUGCACUGGUUCAGCUGAUCGUACCAUCAAGAUAUGGGAUGUAGCGACCGGAGUUCUGAAACUCACACUUACUGGACAUAUAGGGCAAGUACGAGGCCUCGCUGUAAGCAAUAGACAUACCUAUAUGUUUUCUGCUGGUGAUGACAAGCAAGUCAAAUGCUGGGACCUUGAGCAGAAUAAGGUUAUUCGAUCUUAUCAUGGUCAUUUGCAUGGCGUUUACUGUUUAGCUCUUCAUCCAACGCUAGAUGUUAUACUAACCGGAGGGCGAGACUCUGUCUGCAGGGUAUGGGAUAUCCGUACGAAGAUGCAAAUUUUUGUACUCCCACAUAACGCAGAUGUUUUUUCCGUUUUAGCCCGUCCAACUGAUCCACAAGUUAUUACAGGGUCUCAUGACUCAACCAUCAAAUUUUGGGAUCUCCGAUUUGGCAAAUCGAUGCUAAAUAUAACGAAUCAUAAGAAGACUGUCCGAGCAAUGGCUCUCCAUCCGAAAGAGAAUGCUUUUGUUUCUGCAUCAGCUGACAAUAUCAAGAAGUUUAGCCUUCCUAAGGGAGAGUUUUGCCACAACAUGCUUUCUCUGCAGAGAGACACAAUUAACGCAGUGGCUGCGAACGAGGAUGGCGUAAUGGCCACUGGAGGUGAUAAAGGUGGCUUAUGGUUCUGGGACUGGAAGAGUGGUCACAAUUUCCAACAGGCAGAAACUAUUGUACAGCCCGGUUCGCUGGAGAGUGAAGCCGGUAUAUAUGCAGCGUGUUACGAUAGGACGGGUUCAAGGCUGGUAACGUGUGAGGCAGACAAAACAAUAAAGAUGUGGAAGGAAGACGAGAAUGCAACUCCUGAAACUCAUCCUCUCAACUUCAAACCUCCCAAAGAGAUCAGACGCUUCUGAGGUUUCUCUCUCUUACAAGUUACACCUCUCUAAUCUCAAACUCGAAGUCAGAAAAAAAAACCACUAAUCUCACCAAAAUCUGUUUCUGGAUAAAAAAAAAAAACCUUGUUUAUGUGAUAUAUUUUUACCAGUUCUUCUUCAAGGUAGAGAAGGGAAAAUAACAGCAUUGUAGUUUCUUGGUGACUAAUUGUAGUUUUGCAUGAGUGUAGCCAUUAUUUUCGGAAGGGUUUUGGAACUCA